AUGGCGUGCGGCAGAAAAGGCGAAAGCGGAGAAGAAAUCGAGGAGGAAAGAACGGCUUGGAUGCGAAACCAAGAAGUAGAAAAAUGGGAGAGACAACAAGAGAAUGAGGCGAACGUGGACACGGAGACGACGGAGGUGACGGAGGCGGCGGAGGAGGUGAAAGGCGGCCUCUUUGGUAGAUGA
Ilex paraguariensis (yerba mate) is the source of this 183-nucleotide messenger RNA. NCBI's taxonomy places the organism in Eukaryota, Viridiplantae, Streptophyta, Magnoliopsida, Aquifoliales, Aquifoliaceae. The record is from the annotation of a GenBank genome assembly.